Messenger RNA from Cajanus cajan (pigeon pea), 543 nucleotides. NCBI's taxonomy places the organism in Eukaryota, Viridiplantae, Streptophyta, Magnoliopsida, Fabales, Fabaceae. The record is from RefSeq and is a predicted model, not a curated record.
AUGACGUGGCUGACGGACUGGUUUGGGUUGUCACCCAACAAUGUUAACCGCUCCAUCAAGUUCACCACUUUCCUCUCCAAGCUCAUCGCGCUCUACGACACGUUAGCACAGGACCUCACCUUCAAGUACCAACUCCCUGGCAAGGACCUCGACACGCUCAUCUUCAUCACCAACAACGACAACCUCGAACACAUGAUGCACGAGUACGACUGCCGCUACCGCCUUAACUUUAAAACCAUCAGAAUGAGACUUUUCCUCUUCGCACUUUCCACAAAUUCUAAGUCUUCUUUCUCCUUCGAUUGCGACCUUGUCAAAACCUCUCCCCUUCCUCCUUCCAACAUUGAUUACCUCUUUGGCCUCGACAAGGUCGUUGCUCCUCCUCCCAUCGCGCAUUCCUUCGUCGACGUCAAGUUCCAUGAUCCUAUUUCGAAGCCCGUCGCGCCGUCGUUGGAGUAUCACCCCCGCGCUCCCGCUCUACCUUCGCCUCUCAUUUCCGAUCCCAACGUCAAUACACUCAAAAUUCACCAACAAGUAGAGCAUUAG